AUGAUGUACGAUCAACAGAUCGAUGAAAGGGGCUAUCUGUUGUACCGGAAUCGCUACAAUGGUAAAACGGAGCAAGACAACCCGAACCUGCUGUUUAUCUUGCUGACUAUAAAUGAAAAGUAUGCCGGUUCUCGCUACAGCACGUACCGCUGCGCCGGCAAACUACACGCACUUCAGAAAGCACUGUACACAUCGCACAUACCUUUCGAGAUGGUCCACUCAAUUCUGAACCGCCAUCAGCUGCACCUGAUCGAUAGUGCACCGUCCAUCAAACCGUCCCAGCUUACGAGUGUCGUACAUGACAUUUAUUUCGCCGCCACCCGGAUGGGUUACUUUGACGAGCUAACGACACGUCCGAACCUGGACGCGGUCAGUGCAAUAUUGGCCAGCUUUUUCUGGGCCGUGUUUGAUCCGAAACGAAGCACUCCGGUGUCGGUACUGGAGCUACGCCAAACGUUUCUACUGCUGUGUGACCAUACCAGCCAUGCGCAACUCGUUUGGGAACACUUUCGGCUAACCAGUGACCACAAUCUGUGCGUGUCACGGCACCGUUUUGAAGCGAUGCUUAGUGUGUUAUCGAAGGUGUUAACCUUUCUCGGGGAACCGGACCAUCUGCGACCGUCGAUGGUGCAGCAGAUUACCGGUGAAUGUUUUGCCAACUAUCCGGGGUUGGUCGGGUUAACUGAGUAUCAGUUUUCCUGCCUAUGGAAGCUUUCGUCAUUGUUUUCGUACUACGGCAACGUGGUAUCGCUUUGCAAACGGCUCCGUGACACUGAACACACCACGCACGGUAUGUUGUGCACCGGGUGCCGGAUUACGAUCCGUGGGCUACGCUUCAAAUGUCAGCGCUGCCGGCACGUGUCCCUCUGCAUCGAAUGCUUCACGACUGGUUACAGCAACAAGCGACAUAAUAUGGCGCACAAGAUGUAUGAAAUUAGCGGCAGCGAUACGGACGAUGGUUCGCGAUGUAGCGCGUUUGUUGCGAAACUGUGGCGCUGGUUAAAGGCGACCAACAAUCCUGCCGCUAGCACGGGUGCUACACCAACAUCACCCUCUACCUAUGAAAAUUUGGAAGCAAAACUUCUCGAUACGAAAGCGGUUGAUUUGAUGCAGGGCGAAGAAGUGUGUAUGGUGCAGGAGCACGACGGUGACGGCGAACGUAAAAACACACAGCGAAGAGAAUCGAUCGUUAAUAGUACGCUAAAACGCAACAUGAGCCUGUUUAGUAGCGUCGAGUACGGUGUGUUUAACAAUACGCAGCAGAAGAAUCUGCUCGCCAAACUGGCAGCGCUGGUAGACACGCUGGAGGAACAACAUGAAGCCACUCGCAACCGGAUGGUGGAUUGUUGGCAAGGAUUGACGGAUGAACAGCGCCAACCGGCCGCUAGCAUGCACACACUGUUGGAGAGCUUCGUGGGACAGAUUGCGGAAGGAUUGACACAGCUGAAAGAUAUCGGAGCACAGCUCGGACAAGGUUUGCCACAGUGUUCGAGCACACCGUACCGUCAGACAGCGCUUACAUCCGAUUGCUCAACCGACAUUGCCACAAGAGAAAAAACAAUGGGACGUUCGCGAAUAAUGGAAAAGACGGAGCUGUCCGUGCGUGAUAUUAGCACCUGGUUCCAUAUCGAGCUGGACCGUGGUCAGCAGACUGGUGAAACAGACGUAAAGAACGGCAACCCACAGCAGGAGCUCACGGAAGAACGGACGAUCAAAAGGGAUGAACUGUCGUGCCGCAUCGAUCGAUUAAAAAUGGACACCCAGAUGGUAAACUUUCGCGAUCUGUUGCUGAAAGUGCGCGAGAUUGUGGAUGAUUCGUACAGCGACAAUACCGAGCUGGCCCGUUCCACACAGCAGAUCGAAAAAGCGCUAGAUCGUAUCAUAGCUGAAGAGGAGCUAAAGCGUGCCCAGCAACAGCAGUUACUGCAGGUUGUCUAA
Molecule: messenger RNA, 1938 nt
Organism: Anopheles marshallii
Lineage: Eukaryota; Metazoa; Arthropoda; Insecta; Diptera; Culicidae
Gene: dah
Exons: 3
Coding region: 1-1938 (645 amino acids)
Biological process (GO): synaptic signaling
Cellular component (GO): plasma membrane
Molecular function (GO): zinc ion binding
Source: RefSeq, a predicted model, not a curated record